UAGGUUAAGUUAAGGGUCUGUGGUCACGGUUUGUUCCACAAAAAAAAGUCAAAAACAUGCUAAAACGUUGACCUUAAAUAAUCAAAUCACAGUGAAUAAAAUAUUAAGUGAAUUAAAUAAAAAUUGAAAGAUUGUAAUUAUUACAUUUACGGCUUUACGCGUGUAACAAAACAAAAUGGCUCGUGGAAAGGAUAAAAAGAAACGUAAAUUGGAAAAGAAGCAAGAAGGAGAUGAUGUGCCAAAGAAAAUUCCUCAUACACUGGAAUCUCUCCGAGAAAAAGAUGAAACGAUGUUGGCAAAUGUUGAGGCUGAGGAACAAGAGGAGGCACAAAAAGAUAUGGAACUGGAUGAAAUGUCAUCAUACUUUGAGAACUCAUAUGAGCCAAAGGUUUUGAUAACAUACUCUGACAACCCACACUCUAAGACUAGAACAUUUGGCAAGGAGCUCAGUAGGAUGAUACCUAAUUCGUUGUCACGGUACAGACAAAGGUCCUCAGUGAAAAGAAUAAUCCAGUCGGCGAUCAGGGAACAAGUAACAGAUGUCAUAAUAGUUAACGAGAAUCAGAAGCAGCCAAAUGGAUUCCUACUGAUCCAUCUCCCAAAUGGACCCACUGCGCAUUUCAGACUAUCCAGUUGUAAAAUAACUAAGGAACUUAACAAGGAUCAUAAGGAAAUCACGACACAUAGACCUGAGGUAGUUCUUAACAACUUCAGCACCCGGCUGGGCUUGACAGUUGGCCGCAUGCUCGGCGCCCUGUUCCACUACGAACCACAGUUCCGUGGCCGCCGCGUCGUCACCUUCCACAACCAGCGGGACUACAUCUUCUUCAGGCACCAUCGGUACCAAUUCACAACAGACGGCAAACGCGCAAAGCUGCUAGAACUGGGGCCGAGGUUUACGCUGAAGUUGAUUUCCCUGCAGCAGGGCACCUUUGACUCGAAGCGCGGGGACUACGAAUGGAUCAUAGCGGGCAGGAGACACCAGAUGGAGACGUCGAGAAGACGGUUCUUUUUAUAAACGAAUAAAAUUAAUGUUGCUGUAAGAGAA
Messenger RNA from Pararge aegeria (speckled wood butterfly), 1048 nucleotides. RefSeq names its product probable ribosome production factor 1. Gene Ontology annotation, cellular component: nucleolus; preribosome, large subunit precursor. The record is from RefSeq and is a predicted model, not a curated record. Lineage: Eukaryota; Metazoa; Arthropoda; Insecta; Lepidoptera; Nymphalidae. Gene Ontology annotation, biological process: maturation of 5.8S rRNA; maturation of LSU-rRNA. The transcript is spliced from 6 exons. Gene Ontology annotation, molecular function: rRNA primary transcript binding. Bases 176 to 1018 code for a protein of 280 amino acids.